Durio zibethinus is the source of this 1191-nucleotide messenger RNA. NCBI's taxonomy places the organism in Eukaryota, Viridiplantae, Streptophyta, Magnoliopsida, Malvales, Malvaceae. The record is from RefSeq and is a predicted model, not a curated record.
AUGCUGGUUGACAGACCAAGCAACAAAAACAUCAUUGGUGUUCGAUGGAUUUUCAAAACAAAGUUGAAUGCUGAUGGUUCCAUCAAUAAACUUAAAGCUAGAUUGGUAGCUAAAGGUUAUUCCCAGCAGCUUGGUGUUGAUUUUUCAGAGAGAUUUGCUCCAGUUGCAAGGUUGGACACCAUAAGGCUACUAUUAGCCUUAGUAACUCAGCAAAGUUGGAAAAUAUACCAACUUGAUGUCAAAUCUGCCUUCUUGAAUGGUUAUCUUGAGGAGGAGAUUUACAUUGAACAACUUGAUGGUUUUGUUGCCAAGGGACAUGAAGGCAAAGUCUAUCUACUCAAAAAGGCUUUGUAUGGAUUAAAACAAGCUCCAAGAGUGUGGAAUUCCAGAAUUGAUGAUAAUUUACUGAAGUUAGGAUUCAAAAAAAGCUUCAGUGAAGCAACAUUGUACAUUAAAGUUUUUAACAGUAAUGAUCUGUUGAUUGUUUCUUUGUAUGUUGAUGAUCUUUUGGUGACAGGUAGCAAAUCUGCUCUUAUGAAAGAUUUUAAGCUCCAAAUGCAAGAAAUUUUUGAGAUGACAGAUAUGAGAGAAAUGUCUUACUUUCUUGGAAUGGAGAUUCAUCAAGACCAGCAAGGAAUCUUCAUUUGUCAAAGAAAAUAUGCAAAUGAAAUCUUGAAUAAGUUUGGGAUGGAAAAUUGCAAACCAGUCAACACUCCUUUGGCUCAAAAUGAGAAACUUAUUAAGGAAGAUGGAGCUAACAAAGUUGAUGGUUCUAUUUAUAGAAACUUGGUUGGUUGCUUAUUGUAUUUGACAGCAACAAGUCCAGACAUCAUGUAUGCUGUAAAUUUACUCUCUAGGUUCAUUCAAAAUCCUAGUGAGUUACAUUUUAAGGCUGCAAAAAGAGUGUUGAGAUAUGUUAAAGGAACUAGUGAACUUGGAAUUUGGUUUAAGAAGAAUGAAAGUUCAAGAUUGGUUGGAUUCACAGACAGUGACUGGGCUGGCUCUCAUAAAGACAUGAAAAGCACUUCAGGCUAUGUGUUUUUCAUUGGAUUAAAUGUGUUCAGCUGGAAUUCAAAGAAACAAGGAACUGUGGCUCAAUCAACAGCAGAAGCAGAGUAUAUAGCUGCUGCAGCUGCUGUUAAUCAAGCAAUUUGGCUAAGGAAAAUUUUGAUGGAUUUGAGUCAAAAGUAA